GGCGUAUAAAUUGGCUUACGUUACCACAAAAACACAUGUUCAGAGUCUGAGACAAAUUAAAAACAAGUUUUUGAUUUUUUUCUCCACCGGGUCGGCAAAUAACGCCGAAUUCUUAACCGAUUCAGAAGCAAAAAGAAACUACUCUCAAGAACACUGAAGCACAAAGAAACCGUUUAUUACUCGUCAGUUGUAUAUUAACCCUAAAAAUGGAGGUAAUAAUUUAGGGUUUUUUUUAUUCAGAAAUCCCCAAAAUAAUUCCUCUCUUAUUUUUAGGGUUCAAUGGAAAUGCCAGGAAGAAGAACUAAUUACUCAUUACUCAAUCAAUUCCCACCUGAAGAUGAUAAGAAAUUUCUUCCUCCUCUAGGUGUUGGUGGUGGGAAUCAAUUUUAUGAAUCUUUAUCUGGUGAGAAGAAUAAAGGGAAUUGGGAUGGAAAUGGAGGAGAUCAGAGAAGAAUGGGCGGCGGCGGAUUGUUCCCAUCAUCGUUAGGAUUACAAAGGCAAUCAAGUGGGAGUAGUUUUGGUGAAACUUUAUCUGGUGAAUAUUAUAUCCCAACUAUGUCUAAUUCAAUGGUUAAUGAUCCAGAAAUUGAUGUAUUGAGAUUGAAAAGUGGAAUUGAAGCUGCUGCUACUAAUGGAUCUUCAUCUACUACUUCUAAAAGUUGGGCACAACAAACUGAAGAGAGUUAUCAAUUACAAUUGGCUUUAGCUUUAAGACUUUCUUCUGAAGCUACUUGCGCUGAUGAUCCUAAUUUCUUGGAUCCUGUUCCUGAUGAAUCAAAUAUCAGAAAUUCGACUAAUUCGUCUUCGCCUGAAGCUAUGUCUCAUCGGUUCUGGGUGAAUGGUUGUUUAUCUUACUUUGACAAGGUUCCAGAUGGGUUUUAUUUGAUCCAUGGGAUGGAUUCAUAUGUGUGGACGAUGUGCACGGAUAUACAAGAGCAUGGUAGGGUCCCAACAAUCGAAUCACUUAAGGCGGUUGAUAGUGAUUCAUCUAUUGAAGUUGUUUUAAUCGAUAAAAGCAGUGAUCCCAGUUUAAUUGAGCUACAGAAUAGAGUUAUUAGUCUUUCUCGGAGUUGUGUUACCACAAAAGAGGUAGUCGAUCAGCUUGCCAAGCUCGUUUGCAUUCACAUGGGGGAUACAGCUUCUAAUGGAGAAGAUUUUUUGGUUUCCCGCUGGAAGGAGUGUAGCCAAGUAUUAAAAGAUUGCUUAGGCUCCGUUGUUAUCCCAAUGGGAAGCCUGUCAGUUGGUGUAUGCCGGCAUCGUGCUCUGCUAUUCAAAAUUUUAGCAGACACAAUUGAUUUACCUUGUCGAAUUGCCAAGGGGUGCAAGUAUUGCAGGAGAAAUGAUGCUGCCUCCUGUCUAGUGCGGUUUGGUCUUGACCGGGAAUACUUAGUUGAUCUGCUCGGGAAGCCAGGAUGCUUAUGCGAACCUGAUUCCUUGCUCAAUGGCCCAUCAUCUAUCUCAAUCGCUUCACCAUUGCGUCUUCCAAGAUAUAAACCAUUUGAAAUGACAGAGAGUUUCACUUCAUUGGCCAAGCAGUAUUUCCAGGACUGUCAGUCAAUCAAUCUUAUUUUCAGUGAUGCUCCUACAGGUGUAAAUGAUGGAAGUUCUACACCACCUCUGCAUCAAGGAUUUUCUCGACCCAGUAGUCGUGAUAGAGGAGAUAUCAUGCUGCAAAGUUCAUCUGGUCCUGCUGAAAGUGUUAUCUCAGUAGACUUGAGAGAUCCUAUGCUGUUGAAACACACCCCACCAACUGGGAACAGGGAUGGACAAGCAAUUGUGCCGGUGGCUGAUCCAAGGAUUGAUAUGAAUCGAGAUCUAAGGUACAUGCAGGGCAGAUCGAGUAAUGAUCUUUCUUUUGAUAUUGAAGACUUGGACAUUCCAUGGAGUGAGCUUGAGUUGAAGGAGAAAAUUGGAGCAGGUUCUUUUGGAACGGUGCAUCGUGCUGAUUGGAAUAGUUCGGAGGUUGCUGUGAAGAUUCUUAUGGAGCAAGACUUCCAUGUUGAGCGCUUCAAGGAAUUCAUUAGGGAGGUUGCAAUUAUGAGAAGGCUGCGGCAUCCAAAUAUUGUCCUGUUUAUGGGUGCUGUCACUCGACCCCCAAACUUAUCCAUUGUCACGGAAUAUUUGUCAAGAGGUAGCUUAUAUAGGCUUUUGCAUAAAUCUGGUUCGAGGGAACUGUUGGACGAGAAGCGUCGAUUAAGUAUGGCCUUUGAUGUGGCAAAGGGAAUGAAUUAUCUUCAUCGACAUAAUCCUCCCAUUGUUCAUCGGGAUCUGAAAUCUCCAAAUCUUCUGGUGGACAAAAAAUACACAGUGAAGGUGUGCGAUUUUGGGCUUUCCCGCUUAAAGGCGAACACAUUUUUAUCGUCCAAAUCAGUAGCGGGCACUCCCGAGUGGAUGGCACCAGAAGUUCUCCGCGAUGAACCGUCAAAUGAGAAGUCUGAUAUUUACAGUUUCGGUGUGAUAUUAUGGGAGCUUGUUACGAUGCAACCACCUUGGGUUAAUUUAAAUGCAGCACAGGUGGUAGCGGCGGUGGGUUUCAAAAAUAGAAGGCUUGACAUUCCAAAUAAUGUAAAUCCCCAAGUUGCGGAGUUAAUCGAGGCUUGCUGGGCCUAUGAACCGUGGAAGCGUCCUUCUUUUGCUAGUAUCAUGGAAACAUUGAAGGCAAUGAUCAAACCACCUACACCGCCGUCUCUCCGUUCAGAUGCACCUCGGCUAAACUGAGGGCUAAACUGAUAUAUAAGAAGUUCUCCAUGCGCUCUUGAUAGUCUUUUGAUGAUCUGACAAGUUGGAGAAGAGGGCCUGCAUUGCUUGGAUUACCUUAGGACUUCGAAGUGUGCAUAUAAAGUUAAUCAUUUUACCCAUUGCAUUGUCACCAAUUGAGAGUGAAGAUUUAUUACAUCCUAUUCUAGGUUCCAAUUUCUCGCCCUUCGAGGAGAUGGCAUAAUAUCUGUACAAAUAAUUUUGUAUGUAAACAUUACGUAUGUGUAAUUAAAGAAAAACAAAAAAAUAAUAGAAGCUAAAAAUGUGAUGCAUUAGUAGGGUGUUAACCGAGCAGUUCAUGGAUUGCAAGUCCUAUCAAACACAA
Messenger RNA from Papaver somniferum (opium poppy), 3082 nucleotides. Its product is annotated as serine/threonine-protein kinase CTR1-like. The record is from RefSeq and is a predicted model, not a curated record. Bases 280 to 2718 code for a protein of 812 amino acids. Gene Ontology annotation, biological process: protein phosphorylation. NCBI's taxonomy places the organism in Eukaryota, Viridiplantae, Streptophyta, Magnoliopsida, Ranunculales, Papaveraceae. Gene Ontology annotation, molecular function: protein kinase activity; ATP binding. The transcript is spliced from 16 exons.